AUGGAGAUUGACGAGGACCACAUCCAGUCCAUCUCCAGCCAACUCGACGACUCGGACGCCCCACGGGGAAAACCAAGGCCCAAUGACAAACGGGACAUUUCCCUCCCGAAACAAGACUACCCAAGAUUCUUUCUCUUGGUGAUGCUCUACUUUAUCCAGGGGAUCCCUAUCGGCUUGGCGUUUGGCAGUGUGCCGUUUCUCCUCAAGUCUAACAAACUCACAUAUUCCCAGGUCGGGCUCUUCUCCUUAGCCACCUAUCCAUACUCGUUGAAGAUUCUUUGGUCACCCAUUGUCGAUUCCUGCUAUUCUGCUACAGUCGGUAAAAGAAGAUCAUGGAUUAUCCCGAUCCAGUGUGUCUCGGGCGUCUCGUUGAUCUUCCUUGGUUCCAAAAUAGACACGUGGAUUUCCGAUAACGACCUCAUUUUGCAGAACCUCCCAUUGCUAUCGUUCAGCUUUUUCUUUCUUAUUUUGUUAUGUGCAACUCAGGAUAUUGCCGUCGAUGGCUGGGCUUUGACGAUCUUGAGCAAGAACGCCCUUAGUUAUGCGUCUACCGCCCAAACAAUCGGUUUGAACACAGGCUACUUUGUCAGUUUCACUAUUUUUUUGGCAUUCAAUUCGGAAGACUUUGCCAACAAGUAUUUUCGUUCCGUGCCUCAGGAUUAUGGUUUUGUUAGCUUAGGCCAAUACAUGAUGUUUUCGGGUUUUCUAUAUUUGUUUAUUACCUUACUCAUAGUCAUGGUUAUACCAGAAAACCCUCCUGUUAAAAAGUACCGGGAUACUACAGAAUACAAUUUGGAAUAUGAUACAGCAGAUACAGACGAUUCAAUCAAAACUGUUUACAGCAAAAUGCUUAAAGUUUUAAAGUUGAAAAAUGUCCAAACAUUUAUUGUGCUACACUUGGUUUCCAAAAUAGCAUUCCAGGCCAACGAAGCGGCAACCAACUUGAAACUUCUAGAUAAGGGUUUUUCCAGGGAAGACCUAGCGAUAACUGUUCUCAUCGAUUUUCCUUUUGAAAUUGUCUUUGGGUAUUAUGCAGCAAGAUGGUCUAAUACGAACAAACCGUUGAAACCUUGGAUGUACGGAUAUAUUGGAAGGCUUGUGGCUGCCAUCUUUGGACAAAUUCUUGUGUGGGGGUUCCCGAAAAGCGGCAAAAUCAGUACUUCAUAUUUUGUUUUUGUUAUUUUGCAACAUUUGCUGAGCUCGUUCAUGUCAACUGUUCAAUUCGUCUCUAUAUGCGCAUUUCACACCAAAAUUGCGGACCCUCUCAUCGGUGGGACAUACAUGACAACCUUGAACACCUUGUCCAACUUUGGCGGAACAUGGCCGAAAAUCAUAGUUCUUUAUCUGAUUGAUAAACUCUCCAAAUCCAUAUGCGUGGAUCCAAAUGAGGAGACAUCAUCCCCAAUCAAGGGAAAUCAAAACCCAUUCUUCAAUGAAAAGUUUUAUUCAUGCUAUCAAAAUGAUAUGAAAUCGUUGUGUACAGAAAAUGGGGGUUCUUGCAUACCUGUUAAGGACGGGUACUACUACACUAAUUUAUUAUGCAUUGUUCUGGGUCUAGUGCUCUACUUUGGUUGGAUAAGGAAAACCGCAAAAUCUUUAGAAAGGCUUCCAAUCGCUUCUUGGAGGGUCAAGGAAAAAGGGGCAUUGAACGGAAUUCGUAGUCAUCUCCCGCUAUGA
This is a messenger RNA of Pichia membranifaciens NRRL Y-2026, 1677 nucleotides long. RefSeq lists its product as hypothetical. The record is from RefSeq and is a predicted model, not a curated record. Gene Ontology annotation, cellular component: membrane. Gene Ontology annotation, molecular function: acetyl-CoA transmembrane transporter activity. Bases 1 to 1677 code for a protein of 558 amino acids. Lineage: Eukaryota; Fungi; Ascomycota; Pichiomycetes; Pichiales; Pichiaceae. The transcript has a single exon.